AUGCCCGGCAUCAAACGAACCCGAAUAAUCCUCGCAUUGGUCAUCACAUGUGCCCUGAUGUUACUGUUCAGGGGCAAUGAAGCAACCUUCCAAUCUUCUCAAUCAACCAAACACACAAUCCCAGAGCAAUCUCUAGAAGAUUCCUCACUCAACAGUGAGGUCUCCCCCGGUCAUUUAGCUGCUCCAAUACUCGACAGCAACCUAGAAUACCACCCGCCGCUAUUACAACAGACAAAACUCAUUGCAGAUGCACAUAGACUCACGACGGCCGACGAUUUUAUCCACCAUUUCGCUGCCGUUACAGCUCUGAAAGGUAUUACUCAGCGAGAGGCCCGCGCAACAUGUACUUGGCCGGCCGACACCUACGUUGACUUCCAGUUCUCCGACACGCUGGAAUGGGUCCUCGAGGAACGUCCGGUGCUGGAGAUUGAGCUCCGUCGGCGAGAGUGGCACGAAUUCAUCCAAGGCCAGAUGAUUCCGUAUGCGAAUGUCAAAGACCGGUUCUCAGGCCGCGGACUGGCCAUUGUUGUAGGUAACGCAGACACGGUGAUGCGCGUCAAGAUCAUCUUGCGCCAGCUGAAGAGACUUGGUUCGACGAUUGCCGUGGAGAUCACUAUUGGGACACCGAGAUGA
Colletotrichum graminicola M1.001 is the source of this 633-nucleotide messenger RNA. RefSeq lists its product as uncharacterized. The transcript has a single exon. Lineage: Eukaryota; Fungi; Ascomycota; Sordariomycetes; Glomerellales; Glomerellaceae. The record is from RefSeq and is a predicted model, not a curated record. The coding region runs from base 1 to 633 and encodes 210 amino acids.